Molecule: messenger RNA, 4295 nt
Organism: Cololabis saira (Pacific saury)
Lineage: Eukaryota; Metazoa; Chordata; Actinopteri; Beloniformes; Belonidae
Gene: ppp6r2b
Product: protein phosphatase 6, regulatory subunit 2b
Exons: 27
Coding region: 354-3146 (930 amino acids)
Cellular component (GO): cytosol; nucleus
Molecular function (GO): protein phosphatase regulator activity; protein phosphatase binding
Source: RefSeq, a predicted model, not a curated record
CACUAGUACUCUACCAUCACACAUGACCAGGCUGGGCCUGCUCCGGCUGACCUGCUCUGAUACCUCUGCUGGAACCUGUCCUCUCUCUCUGCAGACGACCACUGGUGACAUGGUGGGUAGAAGGAUGGAUGCCUUGAUCGUUUCUUUGGUCUGGUUUUGGCUCAAGGGCAUGUCAGGUUGAAGGCAGUCUCUUCAGGGUUUGUGUGUCUGGUAUCAGUAUGAGUGAAGUAAGCCUGUGAAUUCACUGCCGUUCAGACCGUUCUACAUCUGCAUGGCAAUGGCCGUUUAGCAAGACCCGACUGAGGAUACAACUCCUUGAGCAAACAUAAGUGUAUCGUACGGUGACAGCAGCCAUGUUUUGGAAGUUUGAUUUGCAUACAUCCUCUCAUCUGGAGGCUUUACUGGACAAGGAGGAUGUCACACUUGGUGAGCUCCUAGAUGAGGAAGAUGUGCUGCAGGAGUGCAAGUCCCAAAACAGGAGACUUAUCCAGUUCUUGUGCCAGGACCAGUGCAUGCAGGAGCUGGUUCGUAUGACUACAACAGAGCCCCCUGCUGGUGCAGAGGAGACCAAGCGCUUCAAGUAUCCAAAUAUAGCGUGUGAGCUGCUGACAUGUGAUGUGGGAGUGAUCAAUGAUAAGCUGGGUAAUGAGGAACCUCUGCUGGAAACUCUGUAUGCCUUCCUGGAGCAGCCAUCCCCACUUAACCCCCUCCUGGCAUCUUUCUUCAGCAAAACAAUUGGGAACCUCAUCACACGGAAGACUGAGCAGGUGAUUAGUUUCCUGCGAAAGAAGGAUGGAUUCCUUUCUCUGGUGCUGAAGCAUAUAGAUACAUCAGCCAUGAUGGAUGUGCUCUUACGUCUCAUCAGCUGUGUGGAGCCACCCUCCCUUCGAUUCGAGACUCUUACCUGGUUGAAUGAACAGAAGUUGGCCCAGAGACUAAUAGAGCUCAUCCACCCUGAGAGAGAUGAAGAGAGGCAGUCAAAUGCAUCUCAGACUUUAUGUGACAUCAUUCGACUUAGCAGAGACCAGGCCAUUCAGCUUCAAGAGAUUUCCCAGCCUGACCCUUUGCUGACUGUGUUGGAAUCGCAAGAAUGUGUUGAGCAGUUGUUGCAGAACAUGUUCUCAGGAGAGAGGGCUGAAAGCUGUAUUGUCAGUGGGAUUCAAGUUUUUCUAACCUUGCUGGAAAUACGGAGGCCUGUGGUGGACGGGGUAAUGGAUGCUCAGGGAUUCGAGAGGAGUUACACUGUUAACAGUAGUAUUUUGUUGGCCAUUCAGCCACAUCUAAUACACUUCCACCAGCUGCUUCUGGAGCCACCUAAGCGAGAUCCUAUGCUGACUUCUCUGGGUGUGCUGGAAGAACCAUUGGGGAACACGCGCUUGCACGUAGCCAGACUAGUGGCCUCUCUGCUCUAUACCAGCUCUGCUAGCCAUACAGUAGUAGCACAAGAACUCUGCAGACUUAAUACUAUGGACCUCCUUCUGGACUUGUUCUUCAAGUACACAUGGAACAACUUUCUGCAUCUCCAAGUGGAGCUUUGUGUCGCUGCCAUCAUCCGACCUUGUGUCCAUGAAAUGAGACUUCAGCCUGGCUUGGGUUCCCAUGAAAAACUAAAGUCUAAUCAAGAUGCAUCCGAAGAGCAGAAUUUAACGGAGGCCCCAUCUUGUGAGCCUUCAGACACCUCUGAAAACUCUGCACAUAAUUUAAUGGUGACUCAUUUGUUCCAACACUGCCACCUCAUCCAGAGAAUUCUGGAGGCUUGGGAAGAGAAUGACAAAAUACAGUCAGAAGGGGGUAUGAGAAGAGGGUACAUGGGACACCUGACCAGGAUUGCCAACACAGUAGUUCAUAACCUGGAGAAAGGCCCUGUUCACACCCAGAUCAGUACCCUCAUCAAAGAGCUGCCAGAAGACUACAAUGGGCGCUGGGAAACCUUUGUGGAGCAUACGCUCUCAGAAACCAACAGAAAGAACACCAUAGAUCUGAUUGGAGGUGGAAAUCCUCGACCUUGCUCAGAAGAUGAUAUGGAAAGCCCCUUCCCCAAAGAACUAACAGUACAGCAGGCCUUUUCAGACUAUCAAAUCCAGCAAAUGACUGCAAACUUUGUGGAUCAGUUUGGCUUCAAUGAUGAAGAGUUCACCGACCAUGACGACAGUAUUGGUGCAACGUUUGACCGGAUUGCAGAGCUCAAUAUAAACAUUGAUGCUGGUCAGGAAAGUUCUAACACAGCUGUGUUUGAGGCGUGCUCCAAGGAGAGGAUUCAACCCUUUGAUGAUGAUGAAGAGGACAUCUGGGAGGAGAAAGAGAUCAACUAUGCAACACAAACAAAGUCAAGGAACAGGUUUGGUGGGUCACAGUCCUCGCAAAGCCAAGCAGCCAGUUCAAUUUUUCAAAAAGAAUCUGACCUCUCUGGCAGAGAACCAGACUCUGAUUCAGAGGAAGAAGACCCAAAAGAUGAGCUGGAUCCUUUCUCAAGUCAAGGCCAGGCACAAACGACUGACACCGUUGGCUGGGUAGCAGAUUUUGGAGAGGUGAAUUCAACUACUCCUGCAGCAGGAGUGGCCUUCUCCACCUGGGACGCUCCCGUUACUCAACCAGCUGCAACAGAGGGGGAGGAAAAGGGCUGGGCCAAGUUCACGGACUUCCAGCCUUUCUGUUGCUCUGAAACAGGUCCCAGAUGCAGCUCCCCUGUGGACUCUGAGCACAGCGGGUCAGACGUUAAGCCAAACACGAAUCCCUGUGUGUGGAGUGCAUGUGUGGCGAGAAAGGCUCCACUGGUGGCGUCGGACACCUCCUCCUCCAGCAGCUCAGGCAGUGAUGAAGAAGAGAGUAAGACGGAGUCCUCAUCUAGUGAGACGGUUACCACGGAGACGAUCACCACAGGUGCUGGCAAGGAGACCAUCCGGCUUACUGUGGAUGCCAAAAAUGAGAGGGCAGUCUUUACCAGAGUAUUCAGACCUGCAUUCAGACGCGAUGUGGAUAAGGUGCCAGUGGAGGGAUUGUCACUGAGAGACACAGGAAAAGACAGUGAAAAGGGGGAUGAUAAAGACAAACAGGGAAACUCCUCCAGCGCAAUUACCGCCAGUCCAACCACCCAGUCAGCAGCUGUCACAAAAGAGAUGCAGUCCUCUGCCAAUGGACCGGCCUAAUGAUGCAGCCACAGGCACACUUUUCAUACCUUUUCAUUCAACACAGCCGUGUCACCUUUGCUUCCUAUUAGCCGCCCUCCAAUGUCCUUUUGUUGUGUCUGAAGACAUGUAAGUGAAUAGAAAAUCCUCAGCUGUGAGGUCCAGCGGCAUUUAUGUUGGAAACCACAAAUCUACACGUGGCUACUAUUGAUGUCUCUACUGCACCUUCAUGAGAUAAUUAGAUCUGAAGUGCUUCAAGAAGAAUUGUAGGUUUUCUAAAACAUUUCAUUGUGUCUGACAGCCAAAGUUAAAUUGUUUUGUGUACGAACUUUUCACGACUGUACUUCAGAAAAUACUAAAGUCUAAAAUGUAACCGUAUAUUUAAUUCUACAUCAGGAUUUCUUAUUCUUAUCUGCCCUCUCUCCAAAGCAGCACGGCCUGGUUGGUCCUUUUGUUUCAUUUUUUUUACUUCUAGCACAGAAUUUGACGGUUUUACACUUAAGCAGAGGAAAUUAUUGUAAUAAUCAGCCAUCAUGCUUUCAAAGCUGACUAGUCACCAUUUUGUUUACAGAUGUUUUCUUCGCAGCCAUUUUAGUAGUCCAAAUGUGUGAAUGAUGAAAAUUGAGCUUUCUUCCUACAUCUUUUCUAAAUCUGUUUUGUUUGGUUUUGUUUGCAACUGCGAUCAUUGGGGGAUUGAAAUGCUCUUUUUCUUCAUUUAGACCAUCAGAUUUUGGGAGAUUAAUGUGUUUAGAGAUGUAUGUUUGUGUCGUUGAUUCAGUGUGUGUGUGUGUGUGUGUGUGUGUGUGUGUGUGUGUGUGUUUUAGCUCUGUCUGAGGUGUACAGAGUGUAUUCUCAGGUUAAGGGCAUGCAGAAAAGAAGAAAGCACACCUGUGUAACACACACACACACACACACACACAAACGUGCACAAAACACAGUUCAGUACACGUGUAUAAACAGCCAUAUCCACAAAUGAAUGCAAAAAAUGAAAAAUAAAACUGAAAAAUGAUGGCGAUGUGCAAAUACCAGUUCAUACCACCCUCAGAGCUGUUUAAAUGUGAUAUUGUGAAAUUUGAACCUGUACUAGGUUGUGGUUACUCUUGGUAAUAUGUAAACAAAAUUUAAAUGUAAACACUAUAUUAAAAACAUUAUAUCUAUUUUUGGAAUAAA